This is a messenger RNA of Tetrahymena thermophila SB210, 771 nucleotides long. RefSeq names its product macro domain protein. NCBI's taxonomy places the organism in Eukaryota, Ciliophora, Oligohymenophorea, Hymenostomatida, Tetrahymenidae. The record is from RefSeq and is a predicted model, not a curated record. The transcript has a single exon.
AUGGGCAUUUGCUGUUGUAAAAACGAGCCAUAAGUUUAAGAAAAGAUUCACUAAACUAAUAUAACUUACAAAGAUGUAUUUAUUACCUUCAAGCAAGGAUCUAUUAAAAAAGAAGAAGCUGACGUCUUAGUCAUCUCUACUGACAGUUUUAUUAGCAAUAAGUCUACAUCAAUAUUUAAUGAGGAUAUGAUCAUCCAAAGUAUCAACUAAGAAAUAAAAAGUUCCAGAGGUAGAAACGAAGAGCCUCUUUAAACAGGAGAAAUUAUCUUUUCUAGCCCAGGUCUGCUCAAAAAUGUUAAAGAAUUAGCUCACUUGGCAGUCCCCAUUUGGAGAGGUGGCAAUUAUAAUGAAAUAGAGAAGAUAGUAAAUGGUUAUGUUAACAUUUUAAAGCAAUGUGAAGAAAAAGGAUAUUCAAUAGUUAUGUUCACUGACAUUACAUCAGGUAGAUUUGGUAUUCCUAAAUAGCUAGGAGCAGAAUGCUUUAUCUCUGCAUUAAAAAUAUACCUAGAAAAGGAAAAAAAAACUAACUAAAUUACCACAAUAAAGUUCAUUCAUUAGUUGAAAUCAAACUUAAUAUUUUUUGAAGAGUUCUUCUAAAAAGAAGCUGGUACUAAAGAAAAAAGUCAAGAUUCUGAAUAUUCUGAUCACCUAAAAAUAGCAUAUGCAUAUAGUCCUGAUAACAACAAUUCAAAAUUAGAAACAGUUGUAGAAAUGAAUGGAUUGAUUAAUAAUAAAAACAAUCAUAAUGAAAAGGAUGAAAAGAAAGAAUGA